AUGGAAGAAGAAAAGAAGAAUAUGAAAAGAGGAUUAUUUAUCUUGUUUGAAGGUGCAGAUAGAGUAGGCAAAUCAACUCAAGUUCAAAAAUUAGGUGAUUAUUUAAAGAAUGGUUUACAAUUGGAUGCUAAAGUAUUACGUUUCCCAGAUAGAACAACACCAACUGGAUCAAUUAUAAAUGGAUAUCUUCAAAAUACAACACAAUUGGAUGAUAGAGCAAUACAUUUAUUGUAUGCAGCCAAUAGAUGGGAAGCAAAGGAUAAUUUGAUGAAAUUGUUAAAUAGUGGUACAUCGAUUGUUGUAGAUAGAUACUCUUAUUCGGGUGUAGCUUAUACUGCUGCCAAGGGAAUCGAUGUAGAUUGGUGUUUCAACUGUGAAAAGGGUCUACCCGAACCAGAUCUAGUCAUCUAUCUAAAGAUGACUACAGAAGAUGCAACACUGCGAGGUGAAUACGGUACAGAACGUUAUGAAAAGGUUGACUUUCAAAACAAAAUCAAACAAAUCUAUGAACAACAUUUAAUCAAACCAUCUUGGAAAGUAAUCAAUGCUAAUCGUGACAUUGAUACAGUUUCAAAUGAAAUUAAUAAUAUUAUCAAAACAGAAAUCAAUCAAUUAAUUGAUAAACCAAUUAAUUAUAUAAAUUAA
Messenger RNA from Cavenderia fasciculata, 645 nucleotides. RefSeq names its product thymidylate kinase (gene dtymk). The transcript is spliced from 2 exons. The record is from RefSeq and is a predicted model, not a curated record. Lineage: Eukaryota; Evosea; Eumycetozoa; Acytosteliales; Cavenderiaceae. Gene Ontology annotation, cellular component: nucleus; cytosol; cytoplasm. Gene Ontology annotation, molecular function: ATP binding; dTMP kinase activity. Gene Ontology annotation, biological process: dTDP biosynthetic process; dTTP biosynthetic process; dUDP biosynthetic process. The coding region runs from base 1 to 645 and encodes 214 amino acids.